This is a messenger RNA of Caenorhabditis elegans, 1174 nucleotides long. The record is from the annotation of a RefSeq genome assembly. Lineage: Eukaryota; Metazoa; Nematoda; Chromadorea; Rhabditida; Rhabditidae.
AUGUCUCUUAUUGUAAAAACCAAGCUAAAAACUGCCACUUUAUCGAACUACUAUCCCGACGGUUAUUGGCCAGAACCAGAAACAAAAUCUCCGUUUGCUAUAGACUACUAUCAACUAAUUUUAGACAACGAGAUACUAGUUGAUGCUGAUUUAAUACAGCCGUUUAUUGAAGGUUUCAAGACUGUCAAAGAUGUAUUGAUGUUUGUUGGAUUCCUAUUAAACCUGUUCCAUUUCCUUGUUCUCUGCCAAAAAGAGUUACGUUCAAAUGUAGUAUAUAACGUUAUGCUUGGCAUUUGUGUUUGGGAUAUUCUAAUAUUUCUAAUCAAUAUUAUAUGGAUAACGCUUGAAUUGAAUUCUUUUUACAACGACGAGAUGGAUUUUUGUAAAUCCACUCGUCCAUACAUUCACAUUUUCAUUGAAAUUGUAUCUAUUGUCGUUUUUGAAAUUGGUAGACUGGCUUCCUCGACAUUUUCCAUAUUUUUGGCGGUAUUUCGAUCGUUUUCUAUCAUGUUUCCAAUGAGCCCGUAUAUUAUUAAAAUUAUGAAUAAUCAAUAUGCAUUUAGGGGUAUUUUAGCUAACUCGGCUAUUUCAGUUUUUUGUUAUCUACCCUUGUAUUUUAGUUACAAAAUUCGAAGAGAAAAAUUAUGUGACCUACCUUCCUAUUACAAGAGAUUUGAAAUCAAAGAGAAUUCAAAUUUCCAAAACUUUUACGCAAAUAUCGAUGGAUUUUUAUAUAUCACUAUGAGUAUUUUAUAUGUGGUUUCCACAGCAAUACUCGUUGUUAAGUUGCGAGAAAAUAAGAAGAAAAGAGUUAAUUUAGUGAGCAACGAUUCGAGAAAUAAAUCGGAAAACACUUCCAAUCUCGUAAUUCUGAUGGCUUUUUCGUUUUUUAUAAAUACACUUAUAAGUGGGACCUACUACCUAAUUAUAACAAUUGGUAAUCAAUUAUCAACACAUAUUGCCAGUAUUGUGUAUAACUUUAAUUUUCGUUGAGUGAACAAGAAAACACAAAAAUUUCAGGUUUCAUAUCAAAAACUUUGAGAGCUUGCUGAAAACAAUGACGAUUGUCAAUUCAAACACACAUUGCAUAAUUUGUUUUUUGAUGUCUGCAAAAUAUCGAGAAACUUUGGGAAUUGUGAUUCGAAAGAAAACAUCGGUAUUUUCAAUUGAAUAG